AUGAAUCAACAGCCAAGUGGAACAAGCUCUGGCUUCCAACAAGCACAAGCUUAUUCCGGCGGUUGGAGUGGCAUUGGUCACGGAGCAAGAGCACCACCUUCAGUCGCAUCUUCGUCAAACAAUACCUACCUUAUGCCCGCCAGUCCUUCCAAGAGAGCACGAAUGUCAAAAGAAAGCUACAAGCCUAAAGUGUCAAGGACUUGCGGGCAAAGACCCGCCUGCUUGGUCAAUGCUUCCGUGACUUAUUGUGGAAAGAAUCAGAUCUAUGCAUUCGGGGGCUUCGACCAGUAUACUGAUGAGGUCUAUAAUCAUGUCCUGAGGCUAGACCUACAUACGCUGCAAUGGACACUUGUGGACAACUACGGAGAUAUCCCAGGCGUGCGGAUGGGUCAUACCGCUUGCCUUUGGCAAGGCUCAAAGCUUCUGGUCUACGGCGGCGAGAACGAGCAUCGGGAAUAUCUCUCUGACGUCGUUAUAUACGAUCUCGCAACUUCUCAUUGGACUCAGCCCGAAAUCAAAGGUCCCAUACCAAAAGGCCGAGCAAGACAUGCCGCAGCGGUCUACGAUGACAAGCUUUUCAUUGUUGGAGGUCUAGCUGGCGUGGAAACCUACACACUAGAUGAGAUAUGCUACCUUGACCUCAAGACAUGGACCUGGUCUAGAUCCUGGACUUUCGUCGCACGCUUCGACCAUUCUACGUGGAUAUGGGGAGGCCGCAUAUGGGUCUUUGGCGGUCUAGGGCCUGACAUGGAGCGUACUGGCGAAUUAUGGUCACUAGAUCUGAAGAACAGUCCUGCCUUCAAAUCUGUCCCGGCACACAGUAUUUCUGAGUCCACAACGGAGAGAGCAGGGCCGAGUCCACGUUCGCAUUUCGGCCAACACCCUUCAGCGCAGCAUGUUCAUACAGGAGGAAGCGGUAGCUACACUGCCAAUUCAAGUAGCGUGCAGGUCCGCAGCUCCAAUCUUGUCGCCAAGCCCGCAGCUCCUGGAGCCAUGACGUCCACGAAGUUUGUAUCAGGCCCAAAUGUUCCGUCUCCGGCUCUAGGAACACAUUUCCACGUCUAUUCUUCUGGCGCCCUACUGGACUUCGUUACUCCAGCGGGCACUAUCCGUCCAUCAGAAUGUAAUCUUUCAGCCCUCGAGCUCGGUACUCAACAAUGGCAACGACUUGCCGAAGGUUCCGAGAUUUUUGAUCCGUCUUACCGUUGGCAUUACUGUGCGGUAAACGAGGAGGGAACAACGGCCUGGCUCCUCGGAUGUGCAAUGGAACCUUCGGAGAAUGGUGCUGCAAAUCUCGAAGAGUACCUCAGCGAUGUAUUGGCGAUAGACCUCCGCGAAUUCGGCUUGCUGGGCAGUGAGUCGACAUGGGAGCCUAGUGCGGAGAGUUCCAGAAUGCCUGCUUCCGACACACACUCCACCUCACACAUGAGCAGCCUUGGUUCAGAUCUGGCGUCAAUGUUUGAUCGGGCGCCAGAGGCAAGUGGUAGCGACUUUACCAUUACCGCAAACAACGACGAUCCAACGGAUGACGACAACGUAUCGGCAAUUUCUAUAGUUACGACUACAGAUGCGUCUCAGACGCCAUUCUUCUUGAAUGCUUCGGACUCGACGUCCACCCCCAUCCACGUGCACAAGCUAAUCUUGCAAGCUCGCUGGCCGCACUUUAACCGAGUCUAUAAGUCGCAGAUGUCAGAAUUUCAUACGAAAAAAAUGCACAUUCAAGAGCCGUACAGCGUUGUCCGAGCUUUUCUCUACUAUCUCUAUACUGAUAGCAUUGACAAGCAUCCCGAGUACUGUCCGGAUCUCCGAGAAGUUGCUGGCCUUCUUGUUAUGUCUGAUGUUUACGAUAUGCCAGAGCUGCGUCUACAGUGCGUUCGUCGGCUCAGUCGCGAGUUAGACGUCGAGCAUGCAGCGGUGGUGUGGGAGCGGGCAGGAACGGCGAAAGAGGAGUGGCUUCGAAGACGUGCGGCCAACUACUGCCUGACUCAUUGGGGACGUGUGGUGAGGACGGAGGGCUUCCGCAGUCUGAGUCGACACAGCAUGAUGGAAUUAUGUGAGGUAAUCGAUGUGGACGGUAGAGUGAUUGGAGGGGAGGAAUUGGAGGUGGUGGGAGGUCUCGGAGGUGGUAAGGUUGGUGUUGGUGGAUCUGGCAGUGAGCUGGCGAGGAGAAGUGCCAGAGCACAGGGAGGUCAUGUUGCUGAUGAGAUGGAUGACAAUGAAAUGCAGGAAGACGAGGGUAUGGAAUUGAACUGA
Molecule: messenger RNA, 2253 nt
Organism: Letharia columbiana
Lineage: Eukaryota; Fungi; Ascomycota; Lecanoromycetes; Lecanorales; Parmeliaceae
Exons: 3
Coding region: 1-2253 (750 amino acids)
Molecular function (GO): protein binding
Source: RefSeq, a predicted model, not a curated record